Molecule: messenger RNA, 6665 nt
Organism: Nothobranchius furzeri (turquoise killifish)
Lineage: Eukaryota; Metazoa; Chordata; Actinopteri; Cyprinodontiformes; Nothobranchiidae
Gene: clasp2
Product: cytoplasmic linker associated protein 2
Biological process (GO): establishment of mitotic spindle localization; mitotic spindle assembly
Cellular component (GO): kinetochore; mitotic spindle; basal cortex
Molecular function (GO): microtubule binding
Source: RefSeq, a predicted model, not a curated record
GCACCCCUAAACGGGAAGGCACUUUUUCGGCACAACACCCGUUCGGCGCCGCGCAGGCUCGCUCUCAGCCGCUUUCAGCGGUUCUAGUUGGAGCAGUGAUUAUUCCUGGAUUUUAAGAAACACGUUACCGGCGAACUGGAGCGGCAGUCUUGCGGGGAUUCGGCACAAAUUUCCCGUAAACCGAAGCGCGUAAUCAUGAAGUAGAGGAGUUACGGAGCUAGGCGACUGAAAGGCCUGCGGAUCAUCAGUGUUAGCUGGCGAUGUUAGCCGAUGUGAAGCUAUUUGUAUGGGUCACUGUGCUAACUAGCCUGAUGCUAUUUGGUUAGCAUAACAGACAGUAACUUGGGACUUUUAGCCUGUGUAGAUGUGAAUAUAAUGACAAAACCUGUCGGGUUCGGUUAUAUAACAUUUUUAGAAGUUUUAUCGAGUUUUGAUUAUAAUUUGCGCCAAACUUGACUAGCAAAAGCAGCGCGCUACGACUUUUGUCGCAACGUUCAAAGUCGAGCCCUUGGUUUGGAUUGGGGAAAAGUGGUCUGUAUAUUUCUAGCGAGACCUAAUCUUGAUGAUCAAACGCCAGUUAAAACCAGACCAAGGAAAACUCUAUUUCUGCUUUUUAACCGGGCUACACUUUACAUCCGUGCACACACCGUCCUGCCGACCGUUGUCUCUAGCCUUUGGUCGGCUUUAGUGGCUGGCCCCACGGCACCGAGUGCCCAAUGGAGGAGUAUGACAACAUGGACUAUUUUUACCAGCAGGUACUGCAGAAAGACGUUACACGUAGACUGCAGGUCGGACAGGACCUGAUAGAUUACCUGAACGACCCGCAUCGCUCCCCGGACGUUGAGCAGGACAAGCCUCGGCUGGACAAAACCAUAGACGAAGUAACGGGAUGGGUGAACUCGAGCAACUUCAAGGUGGCGUUGUUGGGGAUGGACAUCUGUGGUGCGUUCGUGGAUCGGAUGGGAGAGCGCUUCAAAGGAUACCUUGGCACAGUGUUGCCAGCUCUGGUGGACAGGCUGGGCGAUGCUAAGGAUCAGGUCAGGGAGAACAGCCAAGCGCUCAUCCUCCGCUGCAUGGACCAGACCACGUCCCCCAUGUACGUUUGGGAAAGGCUGCUUCCCGGGUUCAAACACAAAAACUUCCGCUCUCGAGAAGGAAUCUGCCUGUGUCUCAGCGCCACGCUCGCCACGUAUGGAUCUCAGCCUCUCAGUCUCAGUAAAUUAGUUCCACAUCUUUGCACUCUGACUGAAGACCAGAAUCCACAGGUACGCGAGGCCUCCAUCACAGCGCUGGUGGAUGUUUAUCGUCACGUUGGGGAGCGAGUCCGAGCAGACCUGGGAAAAAGAGGACUUCCAGCUGCACGGUUACAGACGAUAUUCGCUCGCUUUGAUGAAGCCUUGAACUCAGGCAACAUGGCUCUCAGCCCGAGUCACGAUCGUAGUUUUGAAGACAACGACAGCGUGGACGGACGCUCCUCCUCGGGGUUCAAGGUUCCCAAAGUUCCCAAGAAGCCUGCAGAGACGUCUGCCGCACGCCGGCCCAGCGCCACCGGCAGCAAGCUAGUUUCCAAGGAAAGUGCUGGAGCUGUGGACGAGGAGGACUUUAUUAAAGCUUUUACGGAUGUCCCUACUGUGCAGAUUUACUCAACACGAGACCUUGAAGACAACCUUAAUAAGAUUCGUGAGAUUUGCUCUGACGACAAACACGACUGGGACCAGAGAUGCAACGCUCUGAAGAAAAUCCGCUCCCUGCUGGUGGCGGGCGCAGCCGGCUACGACUGUUUUUACCAGCAUCUACGGCUUCUUGACGGAGCUUUUAAACUGUCUGCUAAGGACCUGCGCUCACAAGUGGUCCGAGAAGCCUGCAUCACUGUGGCCCACCUCUCGUCGGUUCUGGCAAAUAAAUUUGACCACGGAGCAGAAGCAAUUGUGCCUGUUCUGUUCAACCUCAUCCCAAACUGUGCCAAAGUUAUGGCGACCUCUGGUGUCUCAGCUAUCCGCAUUAUUAUACGACACACCCACGUCCCCAGACUGAUUCCCCUCAUCACCAGUAAUUGCACAUCCAAGUCUGUAGCAGUAAGAAGACGCUGUUAUGAUUUCUUGGACCUCCUGCUACAAGAAUGGCAAACCCACUCGUUAGAAAGGCACACGGCAGUUUUGGUUGAAAGUAUUAAAAAGGGAAUCAGAGAUGCUGACUCAGAGGCUAGAGUGGAGGCCCGCAAAGCCUACUGGGGUCUGAGGAACCACUUCCCAGCAGACGCCGACGCUCUUUACAACUCCUUGGAGUCGUCCUACCAGCGGACGCUGCAGUCCUGCCUGAAGAGCUCCGGGAGCGUGGCCUCUCUUCCCCAGAGCGAUCGCUCCUCAUCUUCGUCUCAGGAGAGCCUGAACCGUCCUCUGUCUUCCAAAUGGUCAGCAAAUCCAGGGCGAGUCACUGCCGGUUCAAAGGCUGGGAUGACGCCAGUCUCCCUGCAGCGUUCCCGCAGCGACGUAGACGUAAACGCAGCAGCCCUAGCUAAACGCCGGCACGUCGGACAGGCUGGGGGAGCGGGCCGUCUGCCCCCCGGCUCCUACUCCUCUCUGGAUGAUGCCUCUGAUAAAACGGAUGGAUCCAGGUCAGACAACGGCCGCGUUCGCGCCAAGCAGCCUUUGACGACAGCCAGCAGCAUCUCCAGCCAGGUGGACUCACGAGGACGCAGCCGCACCAAGAUGGUGUCCCAGUCUCAACGUUCCGACGAAUCCGAUUGCACACCAGGAUCUCAGUCUGCUAACACUGUUGGUGCCGGCAGUCGGAGCGGCUCUCCGGGACGAGUGCUGACGACGACGGCGCUGAGCACCAUGAGCUCCGGGACCCACAGGGUUCUGGGUGGGACCGCCGGGGACGGACGCAGACGCAGCCGCAUUCCCCGCAGCCAGGGCUGCUCCAGAGACUCCUCGCCCACUCGCCUGUCUGUCGCUCCUUCUAGCCUUAGUUCCAACUACAAUGGCGCAAGCAGAGGAGCUCGAGGCAGCCGUAUCCCUCGGCCCAGUAUGAGUCAGGGCUGCAGCAGGGAGGCCAGCCGGGAGAGCAGCCGGGACACCAGCCCCGUUCGCUCCUUCACACCUCUGGCGACACGGAGCUACUCCCGCUCCACUGGAGCUCUCCACACACCUGAUGCAUUUGGUGCUGCAGGGUCAGGCUUCGGCAUCAGUCAGUCCAGUCGUCUCUCCUCUUCGGUCAGCGCCAUGAGGGUCCUCAACACCGGCUCAGACGUAGAAGAAGCUCUGGCAGACGCUCUGCUGUUGGGAGACAUGAGAUCUAAGAAGAAGCCAGCGCGGCGGCGGUAUGAGAACUACAGCAUGUAUUCAGACGACGAUGCUAACAGCGAUGCGUCCAGCGCCUGUUCAGAGAGGUCCUACAGCUCCAGGAACGGAGGAGCCAUCCCCACCUACAUGAGGCAGACGGAGGACGUGGCCGAGGUGCUCAACCGCUGCGCCAGUGCCAACUGGUCAGAGAGGAAGGAGGGUUUAUUAGGCCUACAAGCUCUGCUGAAGAGCCAGCGCACACUCAGUCGAGUAGAGUUAAAGAGGCUGUGUGAGAUCUUCACCAGGAUGUUUGCAGACCCUCACAGUAAGCGAGACUCCGGCAGGGUGUACGGCACCGCAGAAUCCGGUAUAAGCUCAGCCUCCUUCAAGGUGUUCAGCAUGUUCUUGGAGACUCUGGUGGACUUCAUCGUGGUCCAUAAGGAGGACCUGCAGGACUGGUUGUUUGUCCUGCUCACGCAGCUGCUGAAGAAGAUGGGAGCUGACCUGCUGGGCUCGGUGCAGGCCAAAGUUCAGAGAGCUCUGGAUGUCACAAGAGAAUCGUUUCCAAACGACCUCCAGUUCACUAUUCUCAUGAGGUUCACGGUGGACCAGACACAGACGCCCAACCUCAAGGUGAAAGUGGCUAUCCUAAGGUACAUUGAGACGUUGACACUACAGAUGGAAGCGCCGGACUUUGUGAACUCCAGUGAAACCCGACUAGCCGUCUCCCGCAUCAUCACCUGGACAACUGAACCCAAGAGCUCCGAUGUCAGAAAGGCGGCCCAGUCGGUGCUGAUCUCCUUGUUCCAGCUCAACACUCCCGAGUUCACCAUGCUGCUGGCAGCGCUCCCCAAAACCUUCCAGGACGGAGCCACCAAGUUGCUUCAGAAUCACCUGAAGAACACCGGAAAUGCUGCACAGGCUCAAAUGGGCAGCCCGCUGACGCGCCACACCCCUCGAUCUCCAGCCAGCUGGUCCAGUCCAGUCACCUCGCCUACGAACACUUCCCAGAACACUCCUUCACCAAGUGCAUUUGACUAUGACACAGAAAACAUGAACUCGGAGGACAUCUACAGCUCUCUGAAAGGUGUCACAGAGGCCAUCCAGAACUUCAGCGUCCGCAGCCAAGAGGACAUGAAUGAACCGGUCCAGCGGCGAGAAGGAGAGGAGGGUGGCAGCGGGACAGAGAGAGAUGUGAUGGACGGUGGCCGCAUGGCUCUAGACAACAAGACCUCCCUCCUCAACACCCCCCUGCUCUCCUCCAGCCCCCGGUUAGCCCGCGAGCACUUCUCCGACUCCCCCUUCAAACACGGCCGCAAAGACGCCAGCCUGGACGACUCCGAGCUGCUCGCCGACGACAGCGGCCUGGACCAGUCGGAGCUGGUGGCCGAGCUGCUCAAAGAGUUGUCCAACCACAACGAGCGCGUGGAGGAAAGGAAGGCGGCGUUGUACGAGCUGCUGAAGCUGAUCCGUGAAAACACCCUGCAGGUGUGGGACGAACACUUCAAGACCAUCCUGCUGCUUCUGCUGGAGACCAUGGGCGACAGAGAGCAUGUGAUCCGAACACUGGCUCUGCGGGUGCUGAGGGAGAUUCUUGGUAAGCAGCCUUGGAGGUUCAAGAACUAUGCAGAGCUCACCAUCAUGAAGGCCCUGGAGGCUCACAAAGAUCCUCACAAAGAGGUGGUACGUGCAGCGGAGGAGACGGCGGCCAUGCUGGCGUUGUCCAUCAGUCCAGAGCAGUGUAUCAAAGUGUUGUGUCCCAUUAUUCAGUCAGCUGAUUACCCAAUCAACUUGGCUGCUAUCAAGAUGCAGACGAAGGUGGUGGAGAGGAUUCCCCGCGAGGGUCUGAUCAGCAUGCUGCCUGAAAUCGUACCGGGACUCAUUCAGGGUUACGAUAACUCGGAGAGCAGCGUGAGGAAAGCCUGCGUGUUCUGCCUGGUGGCGCUCUACGCCGUGAUAGGAGAGGAACUCAAACCGCACCUCAGCCAACUCUCCAGUAGCAAGCUGAAGCUGUUGAACCUGUACAUCAAGCGCGCCCAGUCGGGCUCCAGCGGUGGCGAGCCCUCGUCGGAGGGUCUUUAGAGGUCACGCACGCCCCAACAGAACCACCACAGAACCGCAACUGUGCCCGGCGAAUGCAAAAACAUCGGCUCACGAGACCACACCCGAAACGUAGAUCCAGACUUACGGGAGAAAACCGCUUACAUCCGCAACAGACACGGUGCGUACGCACACACUGCUCGUGUUUCCCGCUUCGCUGCAAGAUGGGAGUUCUGGUGCAGAGGAGAGGAACGUUGUAGUUCUCUCCAACAUCAUGGAGCAUCCACUCCGUAGUCUCAGACUGAACUUAACCUGGAUUAAUUAAACAAAACAGCUGCAAACAUCCACUUUUAUGUUCCACCUGGAUUUGUCAUCGAUCCCUCCAGGGGUGAAGUUGAAGACAUGUCCGUCCCGUCUAAGAGCAUCGAUGCUUUUGCAUGGUUCUCAGUUUUCCAAGGUUCGGAAUCCAUCAAACAUUGCAACCAACGAACUGUGCCGCUUCCCGUUUCCCCUCCUGAACAGGGCCAGGUGGACAAGAAUGUAAGUUUACGUCGUGUCACAGUUUGGGUUUAUUUUUGUGCAGCGAGGUUUUACCGGAGUCGCUACGAGCUCCCUCUCUCGUCCGCUCACGCAUCAAGACACAUUCUGGUUUUCAGGAAGGUGCUGACGAGCCUAAAAGGUACGACCAACCGAUUCUGCACAGCGCGGACGCGGGUCGCAACGAUACAAACAAAAUCUGGCGUUUGUGCUUGGCUAUGCAUGAGACAACAUGUGAAAAAAUGUUUUAUUUAGGGUCCUGUUGAGAGUUAAACUAGUGUGGCUGGGGUUUUAAAUUAAUGUGAACUACGUCCACCCCUUUCAGUUAAAUCCACCAUUUCUCUACGCUCAUGUUCCAUCAGCCUCCUGCGGCGCGAUGGGCGUGUGCUGCUUUACUACAUGAAGUAAAACAGAACAUGGCUGAUUGUCACACAGUGGAUUUGUACCUAUAUAUGAUAUUAAAAUGGAAGCAUCCCGUAACAGUGUCCUUUAGGAGUGUCCCGGGGGGGGGGGGGGGGGGGGGGGGGGGGGGACGCGCGCGCACCUUUGCCCAUCUUCUUUUUUUUUCUCUCCCUGUCGUAGUCUUACUCCCUCGCUCUCACACACGUUUUUCUUUGCUUCCUCUGCUGAGAUGUUUGCAGAAAUGUAUUAUUUACAGCGCUGGAAAACAAAAGGCCAUGUCCUCUCUUUUCCUCUCGUCCGGUUCAUUGUCUGUUUUUCCCUCCUCCUUGUAACAUUCUAGUUUUCUCCGUGCAUUUAUAAAGCUGUGCUUACAAUGAAAUAAAGAACUUGUACAGAUCAUGA